This is a messenger RNA of Cloeon dipterum, 1566 nucleotides long. RefSeq names its product fumarylacetoacetate hydrolase domain-containing protein 2-like. Gene Ontology annotation, molecular function: catalytic activity. The coding region runs from base 144 to 1160 and encodes 338 amino acids. NCBI's taxonomy places the organism in Eukaryota, Metazoa, Arthropoda, Insecta, Ephemeroptera, Baetidae. The record is from RefSeq and is a predicted model, not a curated record. The transcript is spliced from 5 exons.
GAAUUAAGUUGGCGCCCUUCAUCAUGUAGUGACGUCAAGGUGUUGACAGAGGAUUCAAAACCGAAAUACACCGUACCUGAAAGGAACCAGGUUUCCAUUGCCUAUUUUCGAUUUGUCACGUCUCUCCUAGACAGUGGGACAACAUGAUGAACGUGCUAAUCAAGAUCAACGUGCGCCGCAACCUGAGCCGCUUAUCAGGCAGCGGCAAGAAGCUGCUGAAAAGCAAUAAGUUAUCAGCGGCCGAUAACAGCGUCAAGUCAUCUUCGUUUCACUCGACGCCGGCGGCCAACAUGCGUUACGUGCAGUUCACGGCGGCCAGCGGCGGGCCCCAGCGGCUCGGUGUCCAACUGAGUCAGGACGGCGACAUCAUCGACGUCAGCGGCGUCAACUCGUCCAUCCCCAACAGCCUGGUGCAGUUCCUCGCCGCCGGGCCUGUCCACCAAGAGAAGGCCAAAAGGAUUGUUGCUCAAGGUCAGUCUGUGAUUGCCCUCUCGGAGGUCAAACUGCUGUCGCCUAUCACAAGGCCGGACAAAGUGGUGUGCGUCGGACUCAACUACAGAGACCAUUGUGAAGAGCAAAACAAACCGGUGCCCACCGAGCCUGUUUUCUUCAGCAAGUUCUCUAGCGUCAUUGUCGGCCCCUACGACGAUGUCAAACACCCCACAGAAAUCACCAAAUGUUUGGAUUGGGAGGUGGAGCUGGCGGUCGUGAUCGGCAAGGAGGGCAAGAACAUUCGGCAGGGCAACGCGAUGGACCACGUGUUCGGCUUCACCGUGGCCCAGGACGUGACCGCCAGGGACUGGCAGAAAGGCCACAACGGCGGCCAGUGGCUGCUCGGCAAGUCCAUGGACACGUUCUGCCCGAUGGGGCCGUGCGUCGUGUCCAAGGACGCUGUGCAAGACCCGCACGAUCUUGUGCUUCGCAGCUGGGUCAACGGCGACCAGAAGCAGCAGGGCAACUCCAAGAACCUCGUCUUUCCUAUUGACUUUCUCAUCUCGUAUUUGUCAAAUUUCGUGACUCUGCUGCCUGGCGACGUGAUUCUAACCGGCACCCCAUCUGGCGUGGGCGUCUUCAGGAAGCCGCCGCAGUACUUAAAACCGGGAGACGUGGUCGAAAGCGAAAUCGAAGGCAUCGGCAGACUGAGGAACACCAUUGUCUAAAGGCAGCAAUAGCAGCAAUCAAAAGACUAACAAAAAUUUGUAUAGACCCAUAUUAUGUCAAAUUGCAAUCAACGCACGGCUUUAUUGGACGUACCUCAUUCAGCACGAGCAGCAUGCUUAAAAAUGUCAUGUCAUGUGCCAAUCGCUGCAUUUUACUGCAUUUUUAAAAAGAGAUUGUGGCAUUUUCUUUUGUGUAAUUUAGCUAGCGGAUUAAUUCGGGCAAGACAAAGCCAAGAUUGAUCUCUGUUCAAAUUCCACCGUCACUUUUAACUCUGCUUGCUUGCUGGAAUUAGUUCCGAUUUAGAACAAAAACGCAACAUUCGGAUAUUUCUAAAUUGCACAAGAGGCGAUAUCACGCAGAUAUUGUAUUUUCGUCGCACCAGCAAUAAAAAUGGUCAGAUUAUUA